UGACUGGGCGGUUCGGAAUACCACCGAACAGGAAAGCAAAGGACAUGAAAAUGCGGUACCCCGGUCAUCUCCGAAAGACAGAUCUGGAGAGUGCGAAACGAGGUCUACUUCCUGACAAGAAGGAUGUUCUUUCAACAUCUCAUUGUUCACAGCCAAACACGAUAGAAUAUGAGAUGGGUCUGCAGUGGAAGCUUUUAGCAGAACAACAUAAACUGCAAAAGGAGAUUCUGCUUCAGAGGCAUAUGGAAGAAAUCAAGCGGCUCAUGGACUCUGUAUAAAUACAGCUUCGUCGAGAGAGCCAUGGCUGUGGACAGUCGGCAACAAGCAACUGUUCAGGAGCGAUUCUCUCUGUGAAUUCAUCAAUUUCUUCUACAGUGGCAGCAAACGUAAUCCAUGCACGUCAUUGCUUUCCUUUUUGUAUCUCUUGCCCUGUUUGCGUUGUUUGCCAGCAGAAGCAGCAACAGCGGACACAGAGGAAGGUUGGGUGGGGGGGGCGGAAGAGAGAGAGAGAGAGAGAGAGAGAGAGAGAAUGCAAGUGGACUCCUUCCUCGAGAGAGAGAGAGAGAGAGAGAGAGAGAGAGAGAGAGAGAGAGAGAGAGAGAGAGAGAGAGAGAGAGAGGGAGAGUCCUAGACAGAGNAGAGAGAGAGAGAGAGAGAGAGAGAGAGAGAGAGAGAGAGAGAGAGAGAGAGAGAGAAUGCAAGUGGACUCCUUCCUCGAUCAAUGUCCGUCAGGCUUGCAGCAUGAAUUCAUGCUAGUGGCUGGCCGUGCCACCAUGUAAGGUAUCCAAGGAGUUUGAAGACCCAGUCCAUGCUAGGGCUGGCCCAGGCAUCUAUGUAGGUUAGUCAGAGAGAGAGAGAGAGAGAGAGAGAGAGAGAGAGUAUAUUGAUGUGAGAGAGCCCACUCGUAUAGCGUCUUUCAGUGUGUAUUGCCACUCUGUGCAAAGUUUCAGGAAUCUGCGAAAACGUAUCGAGUGUGGGUGGGGUUUGUAUCCUCUCAAUGGUCACAGCAGUUAUGAAAUGAUGGACACAGUGCAGGUGCAGGAUGUCGCAGCUCACAGAAAGCACUGCCCAGUUUCUCAUGAUGUCACUCUGCAGACGUCAGACACCCACGUUAUUCGGUGGAUGAUGAUGUGGGUUCAGAAGGCAAUAUUUCGUUCGUAUCAACCGCCUGCCGGGAGGUUGCUUACUAUCAGCCGAGCCGUGCCGUUUGACGUGCCGUGCGCCGUGCGGUGCCGUGCCGUGUGCCGUGCGGUGGCCCCUGCCCGUGCCACACCGAACUCAGCUGGUGUCGCGCUCGCCGUUAUUGCGUCCGUUGCACGAUCGCCGCGAAUCCUCCUUGUGAUCAACCGGUUUUGCCGAGGUCGCCGGUCCGAAUCUGUGCUUGCCCGGAAGAAGGCCUUUGGUCCAGAGGUUCGCUAUGUCCCCAAGCCUGCUCCCCAGGAUGGUGCGUCACUCAAGUGGACGGUCCCAUGGCUGGUGCCAAAGUCUGUUCUGCAAGAGGUCCUACAAAAACUGCAUCUUCCUCUGCCAGUCUACUCAACAACAGACAUGUCGACUGCGAAAAUGCCAUUAUUCGUAGGGGAAGUAAGGCUCUUUGAUCAGGUCUUCACAGGAGAGCCAAAGAAAUCAAAGCGUGAUGCAGAAGCCAGUGCAGCGGAAAAGGCGAUCUUGUCCUUUUUGCAAGGUGUGAUGGGCGGCGCGAGUGGGAUCGACGGCCUGAGAGGGAUCAGCGGUCCUGAUAUUUUGAAGAAAAUCCUGUUAGACCAGAUUCUGAAACAAGUGUCUCCACAACAACUGUUGACAAGGGUAAUGUAAGUAGAGCAGGUGAGGGAGAAAAGGUAUAAAUGGUGGCAGCACAGCGGGAAGUAGAGAGACUCUAGAGAGUGUUUUAAGGCCUACUCACACUGGCGCUUUGUUAAAUGCAUCUGACUGCAACUACGGGCAGAAACGGAUGAAUUUGACUGCAAUGAUCCAAACACGUCCAGAGCUUUUGAUCUAUCUGUGCAUCAUUCAUGCUUUGGAAGAAGUCCUGUUGGCGCAGUACUCGAAGCAGCAGGCCCAACGGCCGCACAGAGGAAGCAGAGGCACUUAAGAGACAGUGUGAGUAGAUCAUAUAUGUCUGCCCAUAUUUUGACCUGUCACUGUGUACAAUCUAUUAUUCUAUUUUCUUUUUGUGAGAUGAAGUUGUUGACGAACACCCGUUCUUUUGGUAAUCUUAUGUAACUCGUUGCUUCAUCAGAGCAUUCUCUCUCUCCGGAAUGGCUCCUUGGACACUACCUUGUACUAUAGCUCUGUGUGUGUAUUCAGUAAGCUUGUACUGGUUCCCUCUUAUUAUUAGCGUCUCUCUCUCUCUCUCUCUCUCUCUCUCUCUCUCUCUCUCUCUCUCUCUCUCUCUCUCUCUCUCUCUCUCUCUCUCUCUCUCUCUCUCUCUCUCUCUCUCUCUCUCUCUCUCUCUCUCUCUCUCUCUCUGUGUGUGUGUGUGUGUGUGUGUGUGUGUGUGUGUGUGUGUGUGUGUGUGUGUGUAAGUCUCUUGUGUUAUACAGAUUACAAUAG
Chara braunii is the source of this 2553-nucleotide messenger RNA. The record is from the annotation of a GenBank genome assembly. Lineage: Eukaryota; Viridiplantae; Streptophyta; Charophyceae; Charales; Characeae.